This is a messenger RNA of Saprolegnia parasitica CBS 223.65, 1815 nucleotides long. RefSeq lists its product as hypothetical. The record is from RefSeq and is a predicted model, not a curated record. Lineage: Eukaryota; Oomycota; Saprolegniomycetes; Saprolegniales; Saprolegniaceae. The annotation marks the transcript as partial. The transcript has 4 exons.
AUGCCCGUGACGUUCUGCAGUGUGGUCCUCGGCCAGCCCGAGAUCGCGUCGCUGGUCUUUGAGUUUCAAUGUGGCUUGUAUGACGACGUGCGCUCGGCCUUCCGCGCCUACGAGGAGCUCAUUGAGUUUGACGCCACGCGAGAUCGAUUCGAGUGCGACGUGUCGUUUGCCAAGGCAUUUGCGCCACACGCUGCGUGGGAAGGCGGCUUGACGAUUUUGCCUGCCGACUAUUUCACCAAGCACGGUGCCAACGACGCCCGUCUCCCACUGCACAUGGCCAUUGCCCAAGACUUGGUGCAGUUGACGAAGCGCAUGCUUCGCUGCCGGCCUGACCUCGUCUCGGAAGAUGCGAUCGUCGUGGCGUUCUACAGCAACCGCCUCGAGAUGGUCGAGCUCCUCCUCGAUGAACGAACGAAUGUGCCCGAGCUCCGUCGCAACGCUGAGAACAGCGAGAACGACGUGCGCGUACAGGGCAAUAUGUGCCGCAUCUUAUCCGACAUGCUGUCUCGAGACGACGCGAGCGGCGUCGAGCUGCUCUGGCGCUUUGGCCUGCGCCGUGGCGACUUUGCUCGGAGAGUUGUGGUCUUCAGCAACCGUUUACCCACGUCCGAGAACUUUACGCGCGCACUCGCGUACUUUCCAUGGCUUCUCGAUCUGCAUCCACGUCUUCUGGAUGCCGUGGUUGCGGCGGGUGGUCUCUUGCCUCUUGUGCGCUUGCUGCACGAACGCGGUGUCGUCUGCCUCCCGGUCCUCUGGUACCAGCUCGCGUGGGUCGCACCGGACACCACGACGGCCGCAAUCAUCGACAAAAUGAUCCUCCAGUUCAUCAACGGCGAGCCGCCGGUCAUUGGCGCGGGUGCGCAAGGCCACCGGCUCCUCCAUCAAAGUAUCGUCUUCGCGCCAAAACACCAAGCUGGCCUCGGCCUCAAGCCGGCGCUUGUUACGUGGUCAGCGCGUCACCGUGGCCACUCGCUACGCUACAUGCAGGCCGCGCUCACGACGUCCCCGGUUCCGGCCUGGUCGUCGCCAAGCAUGGCUGUCGUUGCCAACGCAUACGCGCCGUGGGGCAACUUUGCCGACCUCGCCUUCGCCGACCCGUCGCUCCCCCGGAUCCGGCGCCUGCUUACGUCCAAGGCAGUGCCCGACCGGUUCAAGUUGAUGCUCAAGUACUGGUUCGACAUUCGCGUGGGGCCGAGCACGCUUCCGGCGCCGUCGCCGCUGGUCCACGAACAACCGCUUUGGUCCAACCAGUUUCUCCCGAUCGGGAUCACUCAAGCCCAACACGUCCACACCUUGAUGCUCGCCGCCGCCCCGAUGGAGCCGCUCGCGACAAGAACUCAACGCCUCAUCCAAGCAGUGACGGCACAGCGCCGCGGCCGUGACCUCGGCCCACACGUGAUACCGACCGACAAGUGGCUCGGCUGGCUCGCUACGACGGUCGACGCCUUCAAGUGCGGCCCUGUGCCAAGCCCGACUCCCAAGCCGCCAUGGCUGGUUCGACUCCACAAAGUUACCAAGCCGUUGACCCAGACGACGCCUGCCGAAGCCCGCCGACGUCGUGCCCCGCCAAGGACGCGCUUGCAGCUACCGACCCGCCACCUGGGCGUCGAGGAAGACUUCUACGAGGCGCCUGCCGCCUACGCCGACUUCGUCUACGAAGUGAUGCUCCGCGCGGUCAAGUUCCGCGCACAUUUGCACUGGCUCGACAGGGCCGACCAAGCGUGCCUCUUCUGCCCCGCGCACGAGACGUACCGCCACUUCCUCGUAGACUGCGACUUCAUCAAGGACGUGUGGAGCACGCUUCACGCCGUCACG